AUGUUGGCGACGACGGACGAAAAGGAGAUCAUUUCUAAAGUUUGGAAGGAACUUCCAGCAUGGGUGUUUUUUGCGGACAUGGAACGAGCUGAAUGGUUGAACAGAGUCAUCAGAAGGUUGUGGCCGUUCAUUGGACAUUUUGUCAAGAAAUUGCUUGAGAAGCAAAUUGAACCGCAGGUUGCGGAAACCCUCAAGUUCUACAAAAUCAAUAGUUUUCGGUAUGCUGGAGACUGUGAGUUCGAAGCAGUUGCGAGUGGGAUGGCAUUUGGGAUAACAGAUGUUCAGCUGAAAGGAAUGAUGAGGGUUGUGCUUCAGCCGCUUUUGCGAGACAUGCCGAUUGUUGGGGGAGUUCAGGCAUUUUUCCUGCAACCCCCUUCCCUGGACUUCAACAUGACGAACAUUGCAAAUGUUUUGGAAAUGCCAGGAAUCAAGGACUACAUAAGGGAAACCGUCUUGCAACAGAUCAACGCCAUGAUCGUUGUGCCCAACAAAUACGUCUUCAGUUUGUCUGACCAGGGAGCUUUAAGGGUUCUGAUCCUCGAAGCGAAAGAGUUGGAAAGGAAGGAUAUUGGUUUGCUGAAAAAGGGGAAGAGCGAUCCGUACGCCAAAAUUUCCAUUGGGGGUUUCUCGGAGAAGACGCAUAUUUUGGAGGACACGUUGGCCCCCGUGUGGAAUUACUGCUGCGAG
Notodromas monacha is the source of this 687-nucleotide messenger RNA. Lineage: Eukaryota; Metazoa; Arthropoda; Ostracoda; Podocopida; Cyprididae. The record is from the annotation of a GenBank genome assembly.